This is a messenger RNA of Hibiscus syriacus, 1294 nucleotides long. Its product is annotated as coiled-coil domain-containing protein R3HCC1L-like. NCBI's taxonomy places the organism in Eukaryota, Viridiplantae, Streptophyta, Magnoliopsida, Malvales, Malvaceae. The transcript has 7 exons. The coding region runs from base 26 to 1114 and encodes 362 amino acids. The record is from RefSeq and is a predicted model, not a curated record.
UCAUCUAUAAAAUAGAUUUGUUGUUAUGAGCCGUGAAGGAAAACAGAGCAACCGAAUGGAAAAAACAGGUGAAGCGAGUUGGAGUGAGAAAGUGGAGGAUUUGGUGGCUGCCGGAGACACGCAGACCGCCAUCACUUUCCUCGAAGACCUCAUUUCCGAUAUCGAAACGACGCCUUCCGAGGACCUCCGAUUAGCCUCUGCUCUUUCCGACUUAGCUUCCCUCUAUUCCUCCAUCGGCUUCUCCCUUAAAUCCGAUGAUCUUCUUUCACGCGCUUCUGUUCUCAAACUUCGUGCUCACUCUUCAAGUGCGGGACUGAAAAACAAGGACUUGAAGGAGGAUUCUUUAACGUCACCUAAUGUUUCUUGGCUGCAAAUGACAAUCCUUUCGAACCGUGGAAAGUUGCCGGCAUUGGCCGAUGAUUGUUUGCCACCUAACUCAUCUUCAGAUGAUGAUUGGGAAGCCAUUGCGGAUCGUGAACCGGAUGAGUUACUUUCUUCAGAAUGCUUGCCUGGAGUAUCAAAACUUUCUUUGGGGAUAGUAAAGCUGAAGCCCCUAAGAGACGCGGAAGGGGGACAUUUUCAUAAAAGUGAACUCUACAAUGAUCAACUCUCUGACAUGUCUGCUCCUGAAGAUACCGAGAAUGAGGACGUGGGCAAACAACCUGAAACAAAAAUGGUUGAACCUAGAUAUGGCACACAUCAUGUUCUUGUUUUGGCCGGCUUUUCACUAAGUACUAGGACACAAGACCUAGAGAUGCUUUUCGAGAACUUCAGAGAUCGAGGAGUUGCCAUUCGCUGGGUCAAUGAUACAACUGCCCUUGCAGUAUUUCGAACACCUUCUGUAGCCCUUGAAGCCCUCGACCAUGUUCGUUGUCCAUUUAAUGUACGCAUACUUGAUGAGGAUGAUGCACUCUUUGGCUCAAUUUCGGCGAGAGAUUUGGAGCCGCCUCGUCAAAGACCGCAGACAUCAGUAAGAACUGCCCAGAGGCUGAUUGCUCAAGCAAUAGGAUCGAAAUUGCCAUCCACCUUUGGGUCUAGAGAACUGAGAAACCAGGAAGAAGCCAGGAACCGGAUAACUACAAGGCAAAAGUUGAGAGAUGAUGCCUGGCGAUGAUUGAAUCGAUGAAGGGUUCUUAUGUUAAUGAUACAGUGUUAACCAUCCAAAGGAAAAAAAAACAAAAAACAAAAAUGGAGCUUGAUACUUGUUUGCUUGUACUCAACAGGUUCUGCAACACAACUAGGGAACCAGUUUCAUAUUUUCUUUGAAGAUUAACGUUGAUUGCGAGAUUGCAUG